Penicillium chermesinum is the source of this 708-nucleotide messenger RNA. RefSeq lists its product as uncharacterized. The record is from RefSeq and is a predicted model, not a curated record. Lineage: Eukaryota; Fungi; Ascomycota; Eurotiomycetes; Eurotiales; Aspergillaceae. The coding region runs from base 1 to 708 and encodes 235 amino acids. The transcript has 2 exons.
AUGCGUGCCCACUGGGCGUUGCUGCUGUCGUUGAUCUCGAUACUCGUCACCCCGGCGCUAUCAUCGACUGCCUCGUCCACCUUCCCGCAAUGCGCUCUUUCGUGUCCUGGGCUACAACAGGCCUCGACUAGCUGUGCCGCUGGCGGCUCUUCAUCCUGGCUCUCCUGCUUCUGCAAGUCUCCUCUCCUGUCCUCCAGCAAAGUCUCCGACUGCUCUUCCUGUCCCGAUCCCUCCGAUCGGAACCUCAUCACCACAUGGUAUAAGCAAUACUGCACGGAUCGUUCCCCCGAGGGCGGGAACCUGGUAACGAAACGUGCCGAUGGCCAGGACCAGUCUUGGUGGAGUACGCACUAUCAAUGGGUGAUCAUGGUGAUCGUCUUGGCAGUGGGCUUUAGUCUCAUCGCGGUCGGUGGCGUUUACCUAAAACGCCGCUAUGAUGCUAAACAUAUCCCCUAUAUGGUGGCUGCUCCAGGACCGGGCUUCAGCAACAGUGCUGGUGUAUUGGCCCCGGCCCCCGUCGCGGACGCGGCGUCAGCCCCCGGUCCGCGUCCACCAAAAAGCGCUGGCCCCGUCUCCCUUGCGAGCAGCUCGCGGACAGACAUCCCCCGGGGAUCGACGCCCUUGGGCAGUAGUCGUCGCCUCACCAAAGGCGCUCAGACAGCUGCGGGUGACGUGGAGAUACGUCAAAUGUCCCGCUCACGCUCAUGA